UAUUGACAUAACAUGGACGUUUUUUGAAUCUAAAAUGAUUGGUAAUAUGAUCGAAAGCAAAAAUAAUGAAACUGAUCUUUGCAGAUAUGACAUGUACGAUGUUGUUGAGAAAUAUCUGGAUGGAGAAGUUACUUUGGAUGAAGGGAAAUUGAAAAUAAAAAAAUUAAUAGAUGAAAAAGAAGACAAUAAGAACAUAUUUACAGAUUUAUUAUCCUUAAUAGAUAUAGAAAUUCAAACUUCAGAGUGCAAAGAUAAAUUAUCUAAAUUUGCUAUUCUACUUUCUUCAUUAAAGAAUAACAUAAUACCCACUCAAACCAUAUUAAGUCAACUUGAUUUAGAGGCUUUGGAACAAGCUCAUUUCAUACCCUCAACUAAAUUAUAUCAUCAAAAAACUGUUCGCAUGAAAACCAAAUUAUUUUACAAGCAACAAAAAUUCAAUUUAUUGCGCGAGGAAAGUGAAGGAUAUGCCAAACUUAUUUCCCAACUCUUGCAAUAUCAUCCAGACAGAGGAAUCUCCUUAAAUAAGACAAAAGAAAUUGUAUCGCAACUCAUAGGUUACUUCAACCUAGAUCCUUGCAGGGUAUUGGACAUAAUUUUAGAGGUGUUUUCUCACAAGCUUUUGGAAUCUGAUUGCUUUAUAUUUUUCAUCAAACUCAUAAAAUACUAUUGGAAUGAACCCAAAGUUAUCAUACAACUCCUGGCAUUUCGUUUUAAUAAUUACAGGAUUAAAAACCAAAAUCCGCCACAAGCCGUUUAUGACGUUACAGCCUUACUUAUCAUAAAUGGAAUACUGGAAGUUGCCGACAUAUAUCCCCAUUUAUUGCCAGACGACAAAAUCCUCCAGCUUUCCACCGAUGCACGGGUAAACGAGAUUAAAAGCUUCAUAAAACGGCUCAACCCUACGAGGCUUAAGGAACUGGAAGAUUACCAAGAUACAUGUAUAGACAAGGCGGGCUUGGAGUUAUGGACAUACCCUCCUUCAUUUACUUCUUUGGAUGCUUCUUCCCAAAAUACAAAUCAAUCCUCAAACACUAAUCUAAAUCUUAACAUCAUCACAAAUGAAAACAACACAAUCAACCAAAAAUUAGAAAUGGCCAGAUCUUUGAUAAAAUUUGGUGGCUGGCCCCACUUGCAUUACAUGAUUCAAAACCAUCCUCACCUCUACAUGUAUAUGGAUUUAGAAAUCAUGUCUCACGUAUGCAAAUAUUUGCAAUUUGUCCUAAACCCUUUAUAUUUAAAAUGUGCCAAAAAGGUCUGCCCUGUUAUCAAAUCUUCCACGACUCCCAUCGUAUCCAACAUUACCUUAGCCAUUCUAAAUCGUUCUAGCAAAGUUAACGAUCUUCCCACUUUUUUCGCCCGUUAUAAGCCACUGAUCGAUUUCUUGGGUCCACUAAUAUAUGACCGUUCUAAUCUUCUGGUUAUAAAUCAACUUGUCCGAGUUCUCGAUCAUUAUCUUGCCACUAAUUCAUUAAAAUUUUCCAACAUUGAUACAUGUGAAAGUGACGUGACCUACUGCGAUAUUCUAGACACUCUCAGGUGCUCCCUUCUCCCUUCCCUCUCUCAAUCGUCUUACAAUUGCUGUCUAUCCGAAUCAAUAGGACGAAUGAUGAAACAUAUCCAUUAUCAGCAUAGAUACAACUUAUAUAGUAAUUGGAAGGCGCCAGUAUCGCUAACAACAACUGACGACGAGUACCUUUUAACACAUGGAGACGUUAUGGUGUCCAAAAUCAAAACGAAUAUCAAAUCCAAAUACAUUAUGAGGCGAUUAUCAAAAGACAACAUAAAGCAAAUGGGUCGUCAAAUAGGCAAAUUAAGCCAUUCCAAUCCUGGAGUUUUAUUUGAACACGUUCUCAAUCAAAUCCAAUAUUACGAAAAUUUGAUAACGCCUGUCAUAGACACCUUACGUUACAUAACUUCUCUAUCCUUCGAUAUUUUGAUGUAUUGCCUUCUGGAAUCACUUUGCAGAGGUCGGUCCUUGUCCACUUCCAUCACCGCAGGUCCUAUCCUCGAUCGUGACGCUUGGUUUUCUAAUGCCUGCUCCUUUGCUGGUAGUGUUGUCAAAAAAUAUGCGGCAUGUGACGUCACUGGACUACUCUAUUAUGCUGUUAACGGUCUCAAAGUGGCGGCCUUCAGUGGAACCGGAUUUAGAGGGCCCGUGACUGACCUUAACGAGUCGGGCAAGACCGAGAUUGAACCUGGCGAGACCGAAAAUCUUAGUCGGACAUCGCAAAGAGGUUCAGAACUCCUGCUCGUAUUGAAGGAAUUGGUUCACAAGAUGUCGGGUAUAGAGAUGAAUGACACGGCGUCAACGCGGGAACAGAUUGAGGCCUUGAGUGGAGGCGACCUACUCAAAUCCGAGGCUGGUUACUUUUCCCAAAUACGCAACACUAAGCGUUCUUCCCAGCGAUUGAAAGAAAGCCUCAUCAACUCCGACAUUCUGAUUCCCAUGGCCAUCCUCAUAUCCCAACAAAGGGAUUGCGAAAUCUUCAACCCUACCUUGCCUCCUAUAAACGAUAACAAUAAUGAAACGAGCGUUACUACCAAUGAUUCUGAUCACAUUAAAUUGCUAGGAAAACUUUAUGACCAGGCACAAGACGCUCUCGUCCAAUACGUUACAUUCGUAUCCACUAAUUUUGCCGUCGAAGAAUACGUUCAUUUACUGCCUUCCCUCCCAGCACUUAUCAAUGAUUACCAUUUGGCCUUCGACGCAGCCUUCUUUAUUCGGCGCCAUUCGCUCGCUUUGACCCUCAAGGGCAAUAAAUAUUUCGAAGUGCUAAAGCAUUUAUUGGCGGAUGAAGCUGAACACGUAGCAGCUCUAAUGCCUCCUAAAGUUUGGGAAGACAUUAGUCCACUCUUUUUCGUUACAUUUUGGACGUUUUCACGGUACGAUAUCUACUUUCCGGCUGAGGCCUAUGCCCGAGAGAUAGCUAAGCUUAAACAUACGCUCAAUGCCUUAGACGAAAAUAAUCGAGAUUCAUUGCCGGUGAAAAAAAAGAAAGAAAAAGAGAAGCUGGUAUCGUUGGUGGAUAAACUUAAGGAGGAAGAAAACGUUCAAAAGGAGCAUGUUAAGGCAAUUAACGAAGUUUUUGAUCAAAUCAAAUCUGAUUGGUUUUAUCAACAAGCGUCUAGGAACGACAUGAUAACUCAAUUCCUCCAGAAAUGCAUAUUCCCUCGUGUCGCAUUUUCCGUUACAGAUGCCAUCUAUUGUGCCGAAUUUAUAAAGCUGCUGCAUUGUCUCAAGACCCCUUACUUUGCCACACUCAUUUGUUUUGAUAGGAUAUUUUGCGACGUGACAUAUAUCAUGAUAAGUUUGACCGAAAACGAGGCCGCUCGCUACGGCAUAUUUUUGAAUUCGCUCAUGGAAACUGCCCUAAGCUGGCAUUCUACCUAUGAUAAUUAUAAAAAAGAAUGCAUCGGUUUUCCAGGUUUCAACGUUCUUAAAAACAACCCUUCCUCUACCAUUGAUCCAUCUUUUCCUAAAUUGGUAAACGAUUCCGCUCAGACCAGUUCUGGUUCUGUUAACCCGACUUCUGCUGGCAUGGACGCAACAAGCACCACUGCUAAAAAACUAUCUCAUCAAUCCCCAUCAAAUCAACAAUACCUCUCUUACGAAGAUUUUAGACACGUGUGUCACAAGUGGCACUUCAAGAUGACGAAAUCGGUCGUUCUAUGCCUUGAAUCUGGUCACUACGCUUCCAUUCGCAACACCAUGAUCGUGCUAACCAAAAUUUUACCAAGUUACCCCAUAAUAGUUAAUUUGGGAUCCGCAUUGGAAAGACGUAUAGACAAGAUCAAGAAUGAAGAAAAAGACAAGCGGGCCGAUUUGUAUGCUCUAGCUGUUUCUUAUUCUGGAUACCUGAAACAUAAGAAGAGCAAGUUUAUCUUAGAACAAGAUUUUCACAUCAAGGAACCUGCUUCGAGUCAUAAACAAGACAAACUCAAAAGUAAUAACAACCCACCUAGCAAUAUGGUAGCUGCCGCGAGUAAAGACAAAUGUGUCAAAAGUAAUAAUAGCCUUGUUAACGAUUUACUUAGUACUAUUAAUAAUGUUGUUACCAAAACCAAUAAUAACGAUCAACCAAUCGAUAAUUCUUCUCUCCCUGAUAACCCCUUAAAUAAAGCGACCGAAAAGACUCCAAAUAACAUUGCCUCAUCACCUGCUGCCAUAAAACCAACGAAAACAUUAGCCGAUACCCACGUUGAAAAGCUAACCAUCAAGAAAGCUAGUCCUAUUAUAACAGACAUUGCAGAAAAACAUAAAUUGGUGCCAACCCCUCCAAGUCAAAAUGGAAUGAUGCCUCUUGUGCAUAAAGAGACAAAUCAAGAUUCCAGUCAUAAGGAUGUGGCUAAGGAAAAACCGACAGAUGUCUUUAAAGUCAACGCUAAAGAGGUAACAAAUGCCGAUGUGUUGAAAAGGUUAUUAUCCCCCCAAAAAAGCUUCAGCAAUGAUGGAAUCACAGGUUUAGACCUUCAAACAGGUUUAGAUUAUAUAAAAAUGGCUCAAAAAUCCCCCUUAAUAACUCCAAAGCGAAAUUUAAACACAAAUUACACACCUACUCACGGCAGUAGAGAAAAGGAUAAAAUAACGGAUGGUUUAGAUAAACCUAUUCACGUUCCCAUACCUCGACAGAAUUCAAAGUCUAUUAAUUUGGCAGAAGAUCGCAGAAAUUCGGGCAUAAAUAGUGACUACAAAGUUCAUUCCAUGAAUUCCAAGGCUCGAUCUAAUUCCCCUGACUUUCAAGCUGCUGUUCAAUCUAAUCCUUCGCAUUUCUUGCAAGAGAUUGGAAUUAGUCCUAAAAGGGCAAGAAGCAGCGUGUCGCCUAAUGGACUUGUUACUAAACACGAGAAAAAAUUAAAUUCCGGAUCUUCGCAUAAAACGAGAUCUCACAAAUCAGCUUCGUUAUCCUCCCAAAAACGUUCUAAACGUACACCAAAAUCAGAUCAUUCUGCAACUAUAUCUCACUUGCAUAACCAACCUCUUAAAUCGAAAGAAAGGAAACUAAAGAAAAAAACCAAGGAAAAAAGGUCUACCUUCCCCUGCACAAAACUUAGAAUGAGGACAAAAAAUAGUAACGCCGAAUCGCUCUUGGCCACCCCUUCAGCAGCUAUAACCGAUGAUAUAAAAAUUUCGAUAAAAUCAGCGGAUAAUCAGUCGAGCCGGCGCCGUCGCUUUUCCCGAACGCAGGAAAAUGAUUCGUUGACUUUGAAAUCUAAUCGAAAGGCCUAUCGUCGCUCUGAUCUAACUGCCAAACAAACUACUGCUCCUGAUGCCUUAAAUAACAACUCAGACGCGACCAUAACUAAUACUCUCAUCCUUUCCGUUCCUCCCUCCGAACCUUUUAAUAUUGCCUCUUUAAAAUCGGCUCCCAAAAAUCGUCAUCAGCUGCAGACGAAAUCUCGCAACACCAACAUCAUAUCCCUUGUACGAAAAGCCGUAAAUCAAAUCUUCCCACCCUCUUCACGACAACAACGCCCAUCUUCACCCGUUUACCAACCGUCCAAUCAAUUGCCGACGCGUAGAGCCUCUUCUGUCGAAGACAUUUCGGACGUAGAAGAAGGGGGCGAUGCACCAUUCUCUUGUAACGCUGCUACUGGCAGUCGCGUGGUAAGUUCUAUUGUUUUGAGUCGAAUUCGCAGAGAAAGUCAAAAAUCCGAAAAGCAACAACAUCACAAGCAUAGACAUCACGGGAGGAGGCCUUGAGCAUUACUUAAAAAAUAAAAAGAUACGAGAAACAGAAUGGGAAAUAAGGUCAUACCUGGGAAACAAGAACAAUAAUCUUAUAUUUCAAUAAGGAAAUUUAAAUAUUGGAAUCAUUAAUGCUUUUUAUUAAAAUAUUACUUUUUGAUAAUCAAUAAUGUAUACAACUUAACAUAUAUAUAAUUUUUCUUCAUUUUCAUUUUAGACCCUAGAAUUAUUAUUAUUAAUUUUUUGUUAUUGUUACUUAAAUUAUUUGAUUUUGUUAUGGUAUGGGUUUCAUAACUAAUUAUUAUCCUCAUAUUAUUUUGAAAUUUGGAAAUA
This is a messenger RNA of Gordionus sp. m RMFG-2023, 6019 nucleotides long. RefSeq names its product THO complex subunit 2-like. Gene Ontology annotation, cellular component: THO complex part of transcription export complex. The transcript has 36 exons. The record is from RefSeq and is a predicted model, not a curated record. Gene Ontology annotation, molecular function: mRNA binding. Lineage: Eukaryota; Metazoa; Nematomorpha; Gordioida; Chordodea; Parachordodidae. Bases 35 to 5701 code for a protein of 1888 amino acids. Gene Ontology annotation, biological process: mRNA processing; mRNA export from nucleus.